This is a messenger RNA of Leptosia nina, 1299 nucleotides long. The record is from the annotation of a GenBank genome assembly. NCBI's taxonomy places the organism in Eukaryota, Metazoa, Arthropoda, Insecta, Lepidoptera, Pieridae.
AUGAAGCUGCAGAAUAAAAUCCCGACAAUACAAAUUGCAGGUGACAGUGAACCCCUUCACUGGUGUCUUUUGGCGGAUAUUUGCAAUCACACCUGGAUCCCCGAGUGUGGAGCGGAAGAUGACAUCCCGGCCAAUAGAAAACUGUUUAUUGAUGAAUGUGACAUGUAUGAAUACAACUGUGAUUACGAAAGAGAUUAUGAGCCAAUAAAUUAUUCAGACUGCUUCAAUAUACCAGCGACGGGUUGUCCACCAGUCAAGCCAUGUCCUGAAAUACCCCCAUGUCCCGACCACAGAUUACAAAAGAAAGGCGAUAAGUACAAAUUUAUAAGAACUACUCCACGAGAUUCUCUUAGACGGCAUAGGAGAACUACGACAGAAAUAUCUCUGCCAAAGCAUAUGCUGAGGGGAAGAAGGCGGUACACACCGUGGUUGGCAAGGACGCGUAAGCCCGCGGACCCUUGUUUGUUAGCCCAGAUUUGCAAUCACACUGGUAUUCCAGUAUGUGGAAAACACAAGGAGACAGAGCAGCGAAAGUUUUUAGAUGAGUGUGAUAUGUUUGAGUAUAAUUGCGAUUACCACAAAGAAUUCAGUCAGAUUAAUAUUGAAGAAUGUGACGAAACUACGUCAAUAACUACAACAUCUACGGCACCAAGUUCCUCAACAGGAACAACAACUAGUUCUCCAUAUACAACUACAGCUGCUAGCACGACAUCUACUACAACUCCUAGUACAACAUUUACUACAACCGAAAAAACAACCAGUACCACAUCUACUACAACUGAAACUACAACACCUAGUACAACUUCUACCACAGUUGAAACUACAACUACUAGAAGGACAUCUAGUCCAAUAGAGUCAACUACUAUUACAACAGAAGAGCCAUCUACAAAAUCAGCUGUUAGUGAAUUGACAAUUAAAUACACUUGUACAUCAGGCAUAGCUACUAUUUCAACAUCACCUUUACCGAUUACUUCCUUAACUGAUGUUACGAGACCGCAUCCACCUUCAACAUCAAUAACAACACCCAGCACAACAACGGUACUUACAACAGUUCAAUCAACAACUACUACAGCACCAGCAACGCUCGUGACAUGUAGCACGUAUCCAAAAGAUUGUGACAGACCAGUAACAUGGGAAACAACGUCUAAGGGGGAAACACGAGAUUUCUAUCAAAUAUUAAGAGACCGAUGUGGAGAUCGCGUGAAGCUUUUAAGAGCAACGACGCACUGGCCGAUUCCCGCUGUGGUCUACAGGUACAAUGAAGAGAAUUUUCGUUUCGGCCGCCAUAACGAAGGUUAA